Messenger RNA from Sodiomyces alkalinus F11, 1789 nucleotides. RefSeq lists its product as hypothetical. NCBI's taxonomy places the organism in Eukaryota, Fungi, Ascomycota, Sordariomycetes, Glomerellales, Plectosphaerellaceae. The transcript has 2 exons. The record is from RefSeq and is a predicted model, not a curated record. The coding region runs from base 36 to 1637 and encodes 533 amino acids.
UGUGUUAGCCUAGCCGUCUGGAAAAUUUACACUUCAUGGUGGAAUAUCCUAGACGACUUGGGUUUGUUUCUGGAUUGCUUUCACCACAUAGACAUAAAAGGGGUGCUUCCCAUCAAGUGUCUGAUCAAUCGUCGUCAAAUUCUUCCUCUCCCACUCCCAGACCAUUGCCUGAUAACUUACCGAAUAAUUCUUUUCUCUCUUUAGGAAGAAAAGAAGGAAAGAAAGAAAUGGCCUCUCGUUGGUCCGGUCAAACGAACAAAUGGGAAAGGCACAGACGCGUCAAGGACGAAUCAACUCUGUCUCUGCCCCCUCCACUUGGUCCGGAAUGCAACUCCAUUGCAGUCACCGAGGUCCUCUCUGCCGACGCAAGGUGGAAAACAGACGACGCCCGCAUCACCAACUGCAAAUUAGUCGCAACGUACAGCUGGCUGGACAGAUCGAAUCCAUGGAUCAUCGUGCCAGGUGCCCCCGCAAGAUGGGCGCCCCCGCGUCAAGUCGUCAAGUUGAAGCAAGACGCCGGCACGUAUUACCGAGAUAAGAACGCCUCGCGGCACCCCGACCAUCCCUGGGAGCCGACAGUCGAGGCUGUAAUGCGGAUGAACUGCAUCGAGGGAGAAAAAGUCGGGCCCAUCGACUUGGUAGCCUGCGGAAGCACGCUGGGAAACCUGCUGCGUUUCGUCAGAGGUGAAGGACGUCAGUUCCGCAUGCUCGUGGAGGUUGUCGGCUCGACAGUCCACCUCAUCCGCCGCGAGAACUCACCCAAGGAGAUCAUCCCCGACGUCCAUGGAUAUGGACACAGUUUCCCGGAGGCCUACACAGAAUGGGACGGUGACGUCCGUGGUUCGGCUUCCCACCAGCGAAUCCUGCGAUACGAAUUCGCUGGUCUCGGCUGCCUGGUGCGUUUCGAAGGGGACGGGUACCUCCCCGAGAAAUCCGAGAGCAUCUUAAAGAAGAAGCAGGACCAGGACGGCGCAAAGGGAGAAGAAAGAAGUACAGCAUCGCUGGAAACCAUCAGCGACAAGCUUGCCACGGCUCACGUCGCUUCCGUGACCCCCCAAACUGAUGCGAACUCGAACUCGCUGCAAGUCAGUUUCCGCGGCCGCGUCGUCCCUCAGGAGGCCAUGUUCGACCUCAAGACUCGUUCCAUCAAGAGAGACCCAGAGCAGGUCGUGGCGGAGGAGCUCCCCCGGCUCUGGCUGGCGCAGAUCCCCAACUUCAUCCUCGCCAGGCAUCAGUUCGGUUUCUUCAACGACAUCCAAAUCAAGGACGUCCGCGAGGAGGUCAGGGCCUGGGAGUCGGCAAAUGCGGAUGCGCUGUUGCGGUUCGCGAGACUGCUGCACCGCAUCGUCGACGUGGCACGGGAUCGGGAAGACGGCAAGAUGGAGAUUCUUGGCGAAGAGGACCAGCCCCGACUGAAGAUCCUGGAGCAGUUGCCCGACGUGCGAUCAGCGUUGCCGGGUAAGGUGGCGCUACGGUGGGAGAGUUGGUUGUGUGAGACGGCGGCACAUCGUGAUUCUGAGAGUGAUGAGACGGACUCGACAGACUCGAUCAGCGAGUGGGUGGACCUUGCGAACGACGGCGAUUUCACCUACUGCUCGGAUGAAUGCGGGUACUGCGGUCAAUGUAAUCGUAUCUAGGUAGCCAAGGAGAAUGUGCGAGGCAAGGGCAUGAAAGACGUACGAAUAGAGCAGAUACUACUAACAUGAGAGUUCAAUGUCGUGAGCUUCGUGACGGACAGUCGAGACUAGAGGUGGAGUCGGAAGAAGGGAACUUUCAAUAGAAAUGGAGC